GCUUCACUGUUUGUGCAUGAUGUAAUGACUGCAGUAAUGAGUUUGAUUUUGAACAAGAUCGAUGUUGAGUUGACCCAUUGGCACCAUCAAAAUGUUCUGUGAAAUGUCACUGUCUAAUCGGUAACUUACUAGUAGUAGUAGUAUUCCGUGCCCAGCAGCUGGCACCAUUCAGUGAACUCAGUAGUUCGAAGUAGGGUGUAUUUGAACCAGCUUCUGCAGUCAUCCGUGUUGUAGUUGUGACGGAGUUAGGGGGUAAUGCUUGCCAUAAAAUCAACUUGCAGAAGUGGAGUCGCCAUGUCGCACGUCUUCUUUCUGCGUCGGGCCAAUUCUGCCUUUGUUAGAAGGACCAUAAAGAAAGUUGAGACCGUUCAAAGGGUUAGUAGAUAUCUGGCGAGCUCAACUUCUUCAGAAGCGCCUUCUGAAAUCCAAGAGAACACGUAUUAUGACAAGUAUAAGGAGAAGCUGCAAAAGAGACUAAAGGAGAUGGAGGAGAAAGGGGAGGCUGUUGAGCUGCCCAGCAAAUCGAAGACGUCCACCGCUACAGCAUCCCAGCCAUCAUCCACGACCACUACUACAACCACCACAGCAGAGGAUGAAGUGUCUGAUGUCCGUGGUGGAUCCAUAGCAGCGCGCAUGAAGCCAGCUGCACAAGAGAACAGCCCUGAGCGCGACGCACCUAAGCCGAAUUCGAUCUCUGCCUUCCAGAUUCGGAGUUUAAACUCCAUUGUUCACCUGGACAUGCUGAAGACGAAGACUGCGGAGGAGAUUUCGGAGAUCUGGAAAGAACAUCACUUGAAGAAGGACUGCAUCACGGCUACUAUUCCGGUGGAGAAAUACGCGACUGUGAACGAGACUGCGGAGAAAUAUAAAUCGUUCAUUCUGCCCUUGCCACGUGAAAGCGGGUACGAGCUAAUGUACGUGGAGUAUGCCGCCCAUCAGUUCCAGAUGACGUCACUGCUCAACUACAAGACCCUGGGAGAGAGUGCUCCUGCGCAGGUGACAAUCAGCCAUUACACUGAGCUGCAGGCUAGCCACGGGAUCGUCUUGAUGCGCGGUGAAUUCGACAACAAAUUCCUGAAUGUCCUGGAGCUUCAGUGCCUGGCCAAUCAGCUGCAGAUGUUCUACCUUGCCCAGCCAGGCUCUCCGCAUCGCGCCGCUCUUGAGGUGUUUACCAACCAGCCACAGGACUUUGACUACAACACGGUUAUCAAUCUGCUCAAGGAGUCGGGCAUGGCGCACAUCCAGCAGCAGCAACAGCAGGAAGAGUCAGAAGGCCCUGGUGCACCCAGUGAUGAACCUGCGAAGUAGACGUUCCUGCAGAUCGCAAGCUGAACUUCAAGUGACAUGCAUGACACUCUAGAGGUGCUGUCCUUCUUGAAUUAGAGGUCUUGCACAUUCCCUGUGCUGUGCAGAGAGGGAGGGAGAGAGAGAGAGUGUGUGUGUGUGUGCGCGUGAGAGAGAGAGAGAGUGUGUGUGUGUGUGUGUGUGUGUGUGUGUGUGUGUGUGUGUGUGUGUGUGUGUGUGUGUGUGUGUGUGUGUGUGUGAGAGAGAGAGAGAGAGAGAGAGAGAGAGAGAGAGAGAGAGAGAGAGAGAGAGAGAGAGAGAGAGAGAGAGAGAGAGAGAGAGAGAGAGAGAGAGAGAGAGAGAGAGAGAGAGAGAGAGAGAGAGAGAGAGAGAGAGAGAAGAGAAGUACUUCCUUUUGAUUGGUGCAGCCGGAUUACCAGGUAUUUUCCUUCUCAUUUCUGCAAAUCACCUGUGUACAACCGAGCUGGUUUGUGUAAGGAAUACACACUUUUCCUAGGAUUUCUGCUACUCUCCCACAGAAUCAUCCAUGAUUUACCCUUGCUUUGCUUUAUUAUGAUUUCUAACGAGGUACACUUUAUUUUAGUGUGCAGAAGUAUAAGGUUUUUAAUAAUAAUCGGAAAACUA
Sycon ciliatum is the source of this 1929-nucleotide messenger RNA. RefSeq names its product ATP synthase mitochondrial F1 complex assembly factor 1-like. Gene Ontology annotation, cellular component: mitochondrion. NCBI's taxonomy places the organism in Eukaryota, Metazoa, Porifera, Calcarea, Leucosolenida, Sycettidae. Bases 256 to 1308 code for a protein of 350 amino acids. The transcript is spliced from 10 exons. The record is from RefSeq and is a predicted model, not a curated record. Gene Ontology annotation, biological process: mitochondrial proton-transporting ATP synthase complex assembly.